Messenger RNA from Salvia splendens (bonfire salvia), 561 nucleotides. RefSeq names its product casparian strip membrane protein 1. Lineage: Eukaryota; Viridiplantae; Streptophyta; Magnoliopsida; Lamiales; Lamiaceae. The record is from RefSeq and is a predicted model, not a curated record. The transcript has 3 exons. The coding region runs from base 1 to 561 and encodes 186 amino acids.
AUGGAAGCGAAGAUAGCAGAAAGAAAGAGAGAAAGGAAAGAUAAAUCAAGGCUUUUGGCGCUGAAGAAGAGCGUGGCCAUUUUGGACCUGGUCCUCCGCAUAAGCAGCGCCGUGGCAGCGUUGGCCGCCACCCUCGCCAUGGGAACCACCGAGCAGACUCUUCCGUUCUUCACACAGCUGUUCCAGUUCCGAGCCAGCUACGAAGAUCUCCCCGCAUUCACAUUCUUUGUGAUAGCAAUGUCAAUUUCUAGUGGCUACCUUGUUCUAUCAGUGCCUUUCUCAGUAGCUUGCGUAGUGCAACCCCUUGUUCCUGGGCCAAGGCUUCUCUUAAUUAUCUGCGAUACAUUUAUAGUGACUUUUCUUACUUCGGCGGCGGCUUCAUCGGCGGCGAUAGUGUACCUUGCUCACAACGGAAACUCCGAGGCCAAUUGGCUGCCGUUGUGUCAGCAGUUUGGUGAUUUCUGUCAGAGGAUCAGCGGAGCGGUGGUGGCGGGAUUCGUUGCGGUGGCGCUGCUUCUCAUCAUGGUGGUGCUUUCCGCUCUCGGCCUAACAAAGCAUUGA